Molecule: messenger RNA, 1116 nt
Organism: Durio zibethinus
Lineage: Eukaryota; Viridiplantae; Streptophyta; Magnoliopsida; Malvales; Malvaceae
Cellular component (GO): mitochondrial matrix
Source: RefSeq, a predicted model, not a curated record
ACAUCUUUUGCCGUUAAAACCUAAAACCCUCACGACACAGAAUCCAGCCGUUCCUAAAACCCUUGCAAACCCUCUCCUUUUUCCUUUUGUCAGCGCAGUUUCCAUGGCUUUCACUUCGAUUCUCCGCAAAUCAGCCAACUUGUUGGUUCCACUCGCUAUUCGACUCACCCGAGCCCAGAGGAACUACCACUCUUGCAUCUUCGCAGCUAUGAACCAUAGCUUCCACUCCCAGCAAUCCAGUCUAAACCGUUUUUACCAAAAUAGCCUUCAUUUCUCAACAGCUGUUGAUUCAGGAAAAACCUCUGCUGAUCAGUCUCUGCUUCGAGUUCUUGAAUCUGAGAUUCAGUGUGCUGAGGAGAGUGAUGAAUAUGAUCAGGUUGAAGAGACUCCAAGUGGAUUCCCUUUCGAAAUCGAAGACACUCCUGGGCUUCAAACUAUAACAUUGACAAGAGAAUAUGAUGGUGAGUUAAUAAAGGUUGAUAUUCACAUGCCUGAUCUUGUUACAGGCGAUGAACAAGAACAGGGUGAAGACGAUGAUGAGGAUGACUAUGAAAAGCCUAGUAAAUCAAGUAUCCCAUUGGUUGUUACUGUCUCAAAGAGUGGUGGUCCUAGUUUGGAGUUCAAUUGUACUGCCUUCCCGGAUGAGAUUGCAAUCGACAGUUUGGCUGUUAGAAAUCCUAACUCCGAGGACGAACUUGCCUAUGAAGGCCCUGAUUUCCAUGAUUUGGAUGAGAACCUGCAGAAGGCUUUCCACAAGUACUUGGAGAUCAGAGGAAUCAAGCCGAGCACUACCAAUUACUUGCAUGAGUACAUGAUCAACAAGGAUAGUAGAGAGUACCUUAGGUGGUUGAAGAACCUCAAGAAGUUCAUGGAAGAAUGAAGGAUUUAUAGCAUCAUACAAUAGUUUAUGAACAAGGACAUGAGCUAAUAGCAUUCUCUUUCGAGUAGGAAACAAGCAUUGUUGCAAGUUAUUGCAUGAACUAAAUAACAAAUGCACAAUUUUAUUGAGGUGAAAAGUUCUUUCGAAUUUGUUGAAGUUGAAUGUUACAUGUUUGGAAUUAAGUUCGGAUCAUAUAUUGCUCUACUUGAAGAAUAUUUUGUCUCUUGUUUGAACCA